This is a messenger RNA of Nomia melanderi (Alkali bee), 1312 nucleotides long. RefSeq names its product SREBP regulating gene protein. Gene Ontology annotation, biological process: positive regulation of SREBP signaling pathway. The record is from RefSeq and is a predicted model, not a curated record. Lineage: Eukaryota; Metazoa; Arthropoda; Insecta; Hymenoptera; Halictidae.
GUGACAUCUACCAUUACAUUGUGCACUUUAACGUAUCCCGGGCACAUUGAAUAGGUCAACGUACUUGUAUCCAUAUUGUACCAUUCCUCGCAUGUCGAGUGAGAAGAAUUUUGAUAAAUUUAUUAUUUAGGAAAAGAAACGACAAAUUUCUACCGUUGUACGUGCGAUCGAUUAAUAAGAAGCUCAUGUAGCAACAAUAUAGUUAUUUGCGCACCGGGAUCGUUGCCCCUCAACCAUGUGCCUGGACAUUAACCGAGGGAUUUAAUGUCGAUGAAAAACACGAGGGCCCAUUGCAAAAGUGGAAAGGAUGCCGAGUUGUGGCGGCCUGUUCAGAAUUAUUAGACGCCGCCUCGUACUUGGACUGAUCUUCGCUUUGUCGCUCACCUACUGUGCAUUUUCAUUAUUUCGUAACGAGAGAAAAACAUUAGCUUUAGAUAAUGACCUCGAUGAUAUGGAUGCUAUGAUGGUCAAUGACAAUAACGAUGAUCUGAUCUCUGACGAUGAGGUGUUAUUGGAUCAAUUAAAGGCAUCUGGCAAACCACCGUCGUGGCAGGCUACUCUUGAUCAAGAGGCAAACGACAAUGCAUUAAAUAUAGAGGCAAUACCUAACUUAAAUGACAGCGACAUUGCAGCACAACCUUGUCGAAACUCUGUCCAGGGAAAAGUUCUGAUAGUAGACGAGCGAGGUAUCGUAUGUGCUAGACAAGAUGUUCUACAGAAUGGUUGCUGUACUACAGAGCAAAAGGAUCUUCUAAAAAACGAAGAAACCUCUGCAGUCAGGAAAAGAGAGAGAUAUAGUUGCAAAACCUGUAACGCCCAAGGGUGCUGUGCAAUUUAUGAGUACUGUGUAUCCUGUUGCUUACAUCCUGGCAAGCAAAUAAAGGGAAGAAAGGAUAUGCUAUUAGGGUUGCUAAGGGAUAACCAUAAGGUGCAUAGGGACCAAGAUGUUGUGAAGAAACGUCUUCGCAAUCUAGAUCGUUUCCAAGUUUGCCUGGCGGCGUGUCGCACAUCCAGCGCUAGUGUUCGCCACGAGAAUACCUACAAAGAUCCACAUUCGAAACAUUGUUACACGUUUCAACCACCGUACUCUCAUCAAAGACAUCGACGUGAUACUGAUUCUAUAAAUAAUAAUGGCGACAAUUCCGUUGUCGUUGCAUCUUUUUCUGUCAUGCCGUUACUUACCCUUCUCCCUCCUCUAUGUCUGAUUGUAUAUCCGAGCAACGAGUCGACGUUACUACCGUGCAAAUAUCAUGCCCCAAUAUCAAUCAACUACUAUUCCAACAUGCAACCACCAUGAAAUACAAAUGAAAUU